Messenger RNA from Strongyloides ratti, 318 nucleotides. RefSeq lists its product as hypothetical. Bases 1 to 318 code for a protein of 105 amino acids. The transcript has 2 exons. Lineage: Eukaryota; Metazoa; Nematoda; Chromadorea; Rhabditida; Strongyloididae. The record is from RefSeq and is a predicted model, not a curated record.
AUGAUUUUUUUUUCAAGUCAUGGUGUUAUAAAACUUACCUUCUUUUUAUUUUUAUCUUUUCCAAUAAUUUCUUCUUAUAAUGCUAUAUAUGACAAUAAUAUGGUUAUGGUAGACAACAAAGGAUAUGGAUCUAUUGACAGUAUACCCUAUUAUGUUUCAAAUAAUAAUGAUUAUCAAAAAGUUACCAAAAGAAGACUGGUAGUUCGUGUACCUUUUGGUCGUAAUCCUGCAAGAGGUCAACUAUCCAGAAUGUUUAAUUCAUUUCAUAAUGUUAAAGAUAAGAAGAUGUAUUCAGGAGUAAAAGAUUUUUUUUACUAA